CCUUGACCAGGAGCAGCAGCCUUGCACCGUCAGAAAUCCCACGGAAUGAAGGUCGAGUACAAGUGGAAUUCUCUAUCCUUCCAAGCAAGGGUCGGCAAUCGAAGAAACUGAGGCCAUUGGUGAGCUCUCCAAGCGGCAGAUACUUCCAACAAGCUCGAAGCUCAAGACAGCUCUCCACCACUCAUAGGGCACCCUUUGUCGUAUCAAUGACGAUCAGCCUGCAUGGCAUUUGCGAAAAGGGCAUUAGCACAGCAAACCAGAAUGCUGGAAUCUUCAACAACGGCAGCUUGCUGCACUUGCAGUGCAUCCCACACUCCAAUCCCUCCCCCAAUCGCCCACGAUCCAUCCCGCUGCGGAGAACAGCUACCGGCAUGGAGUGGACUGCCCAUCUGAGUAACUGAUCGUUGCUUGCAGCGUCGAUUUAUUAAUCCUUCGCAACCUAUGCUGCACCGGGUGCUGCAGGUCUGGCUGCGGCGCCCAGCACCGCGAAAUUGACAACCUUGUCGCAUCGUCCCUCCUCCCGUCUCUGUGUCAUCACUUUCUUUCCCUUCCGCAGCUUUCUUCGUUGUUGCGGCCAAAGAGCUGCGACUCUGGAGGUACGCCGCGAAAGCUCUUAUACCGCUGCUGCUUUGCGAUAACUUGGAUCCUGUUAUCGUAGUUAUCGCCUAUCUUCAGAUAUGCCUACCACAAUGUCCGCAUUCUUUCAGUGGCUCUACCGCGAGACGGGCCUACAAUCCAUCUGCACCUACGGCAACACUGACAUAUACCUAAUCCUGCUAACUCGGUUUCUCCGCAUGUUUGCCUAUGGUGGCGCUGCCCUCGUUUUGGCAAUCUUCUUGUACACUCAAGCGGGAGUUGAUUGGAAGAAGACAGGCACAUUUAUGACUCUGACGUUGCUGGGAGAUGCCGCGAUCAGUUACGGGCUGACAAUUGUGGCUGACAAGAUUGGCAGAAGACGUGUGUUGCUAAUAGGAUCUUUGCUAAUGAGCUUUGCCGGCACGGUGUUUGCCCUGAGCAAGAAUUAUUAUAUGCUUCUGUUCGCUGCCAUUGUGGGUGUGAUUUCGCCGGGAGCACAUGAAGUGGGACCGUUUCGUGCCGUUGAAGAAGCAAUCCUUGCUCAACUUUCCCCUAUCGAGGCUCGUACAGACAUCUACGCCUGGUUCGCCGUGUCGUCCACCCUUGCAAUGGCAUGUGGCCUAUUCGUCACCGGGUGGCUAACCUAUGCUCAACGGACAUACAUGGAGCGUGACUGGAAAGAGACGUACCCUCCUAUUUUUGGCCUCUAUGCACUUCUCGGUCUGGUCAAGUUCUCCAUCACGUUCCUUCUAAGCAAGAAUUGUGAAGCCAGCGCCGCUGGGCAAUAUUCUUGGGCUCCAACCACCACAACAAAUGCGAUAGAUGAAGGGGGAAGUCCCUCAUCGGAGCAGACAAGGCCUCUCCUGGACGGCUUGCCUCGUCGAUCAUCGAUGCCAAAGCACGCAAACGUGAGAACUACGGCCCGUACAACUCAACCUGCUCGGCCCGACUCCUUCUCUCGCCGCCUCCGCACCUCACUCAGUUCGCCCUGGAAGGUCUCCCGCUCCUCUCUGCCCAUCCUUUUACGCCUUUGUUUCUUGUUCGGCCUGAACGCAUUCGCCUCAGGCAUGCUUCCGGUAACCGUGAUGAGCUGGUACAUGUCCUGGCGCAGCCGAUGGUUCCUGACUCACCGGAUUGGCUAUGCUUUAAGCGUUGUUUGGCUAGCAGCAAGCCUCUCGAAUUUGUUCAGCGCCGCUGUAGCUCGACGGCUGGGACUCGUCAAAGCUAUGGUCUGCACGCACCUGCCCAGCGCUCUGUUUUUGGCACUGGUUCCACUCGGGCUAGUGGCCUCGGGUUGGCAACUAUUACUGAUCCUCCUUCUCGCUGACGCGGUACUGGGCUCCAUGGAUCAGGCUCCUCGCGAGGCGUUCGUUGCGGCCGCAUUUCUACCACGUGAAAGGACCCAGGUCAUGGGAACGCUAAACUUUGUGAGAACCCUGGCGGCAAGCUUGGGCCCGGUGGUGACGGGACUCGUGUGGAGUAAGCAGAGGUGGUGGAUCCCAUUUGAAAUUGCGGCUUUUCUAAAGAUCUGCUAUGAUGUGGGCCUGUUAAUCAUGUUGCUGAAGACUCCUCUGCCGGAGGAACACAGGAGGGCUGUGGGCGGGCCGGUCGAUGGCGAGGGUCAACAGAUGAGAAUGACUGCUGCCGACAUGGAUGUCAACGUCCUAUUGGAUGAAUUGGCCACCAACAGCGGUGGCUUGAUUCCCCCGAGUGAGUUUGAAGUGAGUGACGAUGAAGAAGAGGACGAUAGAACGUUGGUAACGGAGGUGCGGGAGGACACUUCCGGGCUACCAAAGUACGAUGAGUAGCAACAUGUGUCUUCGGUGGGAGACGUUAUCUCGUGGACGCCCCAGGGAAGUGUGGCCAGGGUUCGCACGCAUAGCUGGCAGGACAUAAUGAGCUCUCUAUUCUUUUCGUUGUUCAGAUUCAGGGUGAAUGUGCCAGCUUCAUGUUCAAUGGUCGUUAUAUUGGUGGAAGGAUUGGAGAAAACGACUUUCUUGGCCUACCGAGACGACGAAUACUUGGUACUUAUAUAUGACGGCGAGUUUGUAUAUCGGUUGGUUGGGUGGUCUUUGAGUAGGGUGGGUAUUCGAUACUCAUAUCAUUCUAGGCAAGACAAAAUCUAUCAGCG
Molecule: messenger RNA, 2707 nt
Organism: Cladophialophora immunda
Lineage: Eukaryota; Fungi; Ascomycota; Eurotiomycetes; Chaetothyriales; Herpotrichiellaceae
Exons: 2
Coding region: 678-2384 (568 amino acids)
Biological process (GO): transmembrane transport
Cellular component (GO): fungal-type vacuole membrane
Molecular function (GO): transmembrane transporter activity
Source: RefSeq, a predicted model, not a curated record